Anneissia japonica is the source of this 3234-nucleotide messenger RNA. Its product is annotated as protein PIH1D3-like. The coding region runs from base 155 to 1807 and encodes 550 amino acids. The record is from RefSeq and is a predicted model, not a curated record. Gene Ontology annotation, biological process: axonemal dynein complex assembly. Lineage: Eukaryota; Metazoa; Echinodermata; Crinoidea; Comatulida; Comatulidae. Gene Ontology annotation, molecular function: protein-folding chaperone binding; DNA binding; dynein intermediate chain binding. Gene Ontology annotation, cellular component: nucleus; cytoplasm. The transcript is spliced from 2 exons.
GCUCAUUUCAAUUUAUACCACCAGUGUGACGUUGGGGGCGGGCUUUAGCUUAUUAAUGUUCUUGUUUUUUCUUCGCCUUUUUUCAUUUUCGGGAGGCUGCUUGAAAAUUUGAUGCCCGUUGUCAAGGAAAAUUAUUUACUUUGUUUUUCACGUGAUGUCAGAAAUGCAGGAAGCAAGAACUGGUUCAAGACGUCAGUACAAGGGACGAUAUUCCCAAGAAAUCCUAAAUUUGGCUUUUAGUAAAGUGAAAUCUGGAGAGCUAUCAACAAGGGCUGCGGCCAAGGCUUAUGGAAUUCCGAAAUCAACUCUCCAAGACAAGGUACAAGGAGUAAGACCCUUAACAGCAAAGUCUGGCCCAGAUCCUGUACUAACAAAAACAGAAGAAUUGAAGCUAGUCACUUGGAUAAAGCAGAUGACCAAGAUAAAAUAUGGGCGUAUCAGACAAGAAUUGGUGCUAGCUGUAAAAAAAAUUCUAGAUGAAGAUGGCCGCGAAAACACUUUUCCGAACAAUACACCAGGAAGACAAUGGAUUCGAAAUUUUAUGCGGCGGAAUCCAGGCCUCACAUUGGAAAUUCCAGAGCGUGUUCUUAAGGGAAGACGAGCAGCAAUAACAGUGGAAGAAAUAAGCAACUGGUUCUACGAAUGUCAAAAGUUCAUGCUUGAAAAGCGGGUGGCCGAAUCUUUCGCUGAUCCAGCCCGAAUUUUUAACGCAGAUGAAAUCGGGUUUCCUCUUAUUGGACAAGCUGAUUGCAUUAUGGCUCCAAAGAUCGCUGGAAACCCAUACCAACAAACAUCUUCUACAAAACAUCAGAUAACUGUCAUUGGUGCCGGCAAUGCCUUGGGACAAUUUAUACCGCCAUUAAUAAUCUUUCCUGACAGCAGUUUUGGAUUCAAUCCCCUUAGAGGAGCCCCAGAGCAUUCUGCAUUCGCCAAGUCAUUAUCUGGCUGGAACAACUCUGAUAUUUUCUUUGAGUAUAUAUCUAAUCACUUUUGUCCUUACGUUAAAUCUCUUGAAGUUAGUUUUCCAAUUAUUUUGUUCGUGGAUGAUCACACAUCGUAUAUUAGCCCCGAGACAUCCACAUUUUGCGCUGAUGAAGACAUUGUUUUAUUUUGUUUACCUAAUCACACAAGUCAUUUAAUUCAUCCCCUGAAUGUGUCGGUUUACAAAUCAAUAAAGACUGCUUGGGCUGAAGAGCACCCUGACGAGGGCGUGAACAAGCAGUCGUUUGCUUCAGUGUUCGCCGCCGCUUGGAAAGAAGGAGCAAAUGCCGAAAUCGCCAUCAAGGGCUUCCAAAAAUGUGGGUUGUACCCAUUUGACCCUAAAGCCAUUGACAGUGAAGAGUUGAUACAAGAUUCAAGUUACAGGAUACCAACAUCACCAGAAGCAUCAGAAACAUCAAUGACAAUGCCAUCAGAAUCCAUACCACCAUGGGAAGCUGCAAAAGCUGCACUUGGUGCCCUUGAAUCAGCGAUGGGGGAUACAUUAGUAGUCACCUAUAAACGCCGUUUGGAUGAGGCAUAUGAGUGUACAGAUGAACCACUGUACGAAACAUGGAAAAAGCUUAGAAAAACAGCAUCCCCUCCUUCUUCGCCAUCACUUGGACAAUAUCCAGAUUCAUCCACAUCUGCGAAUGUUUCACCAGCUCUGGAACAAAAUCAUAUCUUCCCUCAAAGGCAGAUCCUGGCUGGAGAAAAAACUCUAAAUCCAUCCAAUGUCAUUUCUGUAUCUGUUUUUCCAGAAUAUAUUGAUAAAGCACAGACUAAAGAAGAAGCAGAAGAAAAAAAAACAGAUCUAAAUGAACAUUAGAAAUAGCACAAAAAGAAAAAUAAAAGAUGACUAGGCGAGGUGUUGUCAGAAAUAUUUGCUAUGAAUAGCAGUAACUGAAUACAGGUUAUGAAUAGUGCUCUGCUAGUAUGUUGUAAACAUACAGUUAAUAUGGAUGCAAAUGACAAGAUCAUUGUGGACUUAAUGAAGGAACAAAUGUAGAUUGGAAUGUGCCAAAUGUUUGUGAAGAAACAGUACUAUUUAUGUAAUCUAAUCGUUAAUGUCUGUUGGUGUCUUAGCACAAGAUACAUCAUCCAUACUAUAAUAUCUCAAAACGUAAUCUGAUGAUUUGACCAUUUUUUUUUUUAACCAUAAUAUCUCAAAACAUCUGAUGAUUUGACUAUUUUUUUUUUCCAACAUGAAAUAAAAUUAAAAUUGUAUCACUGCAACUUUAAAACAGAAAUGAUGUCUUAGGGAAUAGUUUUACCUGAUAGCCAGCUAGUUAUACUCAAUAUAUACCAACGAUUCAUAUAUCCUGGGCAUAUGAUUGGUUAAAAAUGCAGGUGUAAUGCUGCUAUUUUUAAAUAUGCGUACAGUAAUCAUUAUAGCUCACAUACCAUCAAUUGUCGAACUCGUAUAUACUGACAGAUUCUGGUCUAGGCCAGAAAAUACUAAGGAGCAAGUAUAAUUCAUGCUUAGUUUCAAUGCCUAAAAUGUUAUAUUCACUAUAUUCAUCAACAAAAUGCCUAAAUCUGUGUAGCGUAAAAUAAAAAGUCAUUUUUUAAUUUUAACUCAACCUAAAGCCCCGUUUUUUAAAAAUGUUUAAUCAUUACAACUUUUAAUUUUACAUUGUUGCAGCAUACAGGAUUACAAAAUAUUAUUUUAAUAUACUGCACACUUAUAUUAGUUAAAGAAUUUAAAUUGUAUUAAGAUCUCAUUUUGAGACAUAGUACAGUACCAAGGCUAUAGUUUGAAACAUCCCUUUCAAUGCAGGCAAUGUCUGUAUACUACUCUAGUUCCUCAUGGGAUAAAGCCUACUUACUUGAACACAAAGCUGAGUUUAUCAUGUGUGUGGGGAGGGGGGGUCCUCUGUUCAUUAAAAAGCUUUGGAAAAGGCCUCAAUAAGACAGAUUUUCAACUAAUCACCAAUUCAAAGCCAACCCUUGAUUUUUUUUAAGUACUGUAUUAUCGGCUAGCCACUCACUCAAAUCAUACUCUGUGGUUUCGUCUGGGGGUUGCUGGUAUGUGAAAUUGGGUGCAGAAGGGGUGGUGACCUUAAACCAUAAAUGGGCUAAAGAUUUGUCUACACUAUCAAAUUUAGGGCUGUAAAAAGGUGGUGGUCCUAGGUCUGGGACUUGAGUAUUUUAGGGCUGGGCUAGCAAAAAAUACAUUAAAACUAGACCAUUAUUCAAUAAUGUAAGGACUAGCAAUUCUUUUAGCAAUACUAGACCUUGGUCCAGUAAAAAAAA